Messenger RNA from Haemorhous mexicanus (house finch), 4917 nucleotides. RefSeq names its product phospholipid phosphatase 7 (inactive) (gene PLPP7). The record is from RefSeq and is a predicted model, not a curated record. Bases 3622 to 4437 code for a protein of 271 amino acids. Gene Ontology annotation, molecular function: sphingosine-1-phosphate phosphatase activity. Gene Ontology annotation, cellular component: nuclear envelope. NCBI's taxonomy places the organism in Eukaryota, Metazoa, Chordata, Aves, Passeriformes, Fringillidae. The transcript has 4 exons.
GGGUCCGGGCCCCCCCGCGCCCCCCGCCGCCCUGUCCUCCCUCCUUCGCCCAGUCCCAUCCUCCCCUUGUAUUUCGCUUUUAAACUGCAGCUGUUGAAGCUAAACCUCCUUUGCAAAAAAACAGCAUUUCCUCCCACAUAUCCGUGAAUUGUGGGUAAUGUAGUUUUUUUAUUUUAGAAACGCCUUCCCCCCCCUUUAAUAUUAUUAUUAUCUUUUAAUUUCACUGCAAUGUACUUUUUCUUGGAUUUUCAGAUUAAGAUUUUCCUCUCCCGGCUGGAGCCUGCUGCUGGGUAGAUUUGGUGCCAACCAAAGGGCACCAGAGGGGAUGGUCUCCUUAUUUGCAGAACCUGUAGCCCUAGACUGGAUAGGCUGUGAUUCCAGCAAGGAAUAAUGUAAAGCUCUCCAUAGCAGCAGUGGGACUCAGGAGCAGCUGGAACAGGGAGUGAGAAGCGUCUGAGGCAGCAGUGGCCUGUGGGAAAGUUGUAAACUUCUAUUACAGGCAGUUUUAGGGGUAAUGUUGCCAGCUGGUCCUGCUGGUCAUCCGCUGGCUGAGGAUCUGAGCACCAGGGGAGGUGAAAUUUUUGGCUUUUCAGCUGAUGGACAUCAGGCAUCGGGUGAGUGUGUCCUCUGUCACUUGUUUCUAAAUAGGAAACCUGGGGAAAUAAGAGGUAAAAAUCUCUUUGCCGGUGCUGCUUGUGGUGUGGCACAGCAGUGCAGAGCUGCUGUAAAUGUCUUUUAGUCCUUCCCACCCUGCACUCUCAGCAGGCUGGAUUAGCCUUUGGCAGGUAGGAGAGAUCUGGGCUACCAGGUGAUCCUAGCAAGCAAAUGCCACAGGAUGAGGAGAGGCAGAUUUGCUCCUUUCCACCCACAGCAAGGGGAAAAAACACAGCUUAUUGUGAUGUUUUUCCUCCUCACGUGUUUCUCAAAGCAUUGAGCAGUAUUUAUUUUGAACUUCCUAGAUGCUGUGAAAGGCACAAUUUAGUCACUAAUCCUGUGACAGAGCGAAACACUAAGAACCUGCUCAAGUUACAAGCCACUUACUAUCAUGUAGUACCAGGAAGAAUGAAAUUAGCAUCUUCCGAAUGAAAUAUCCAGCAGCCUCCAGAAGGUGCUGAAAUCCUUUGACAUUUCCAAGACUCUUUCACACUUUUCAAACAAGCUUGUCACAGUUUCCCAGAGCAUCCUGAGUCUGGUGAAACUGCAUAUUCUGCGACUCUAGUUCCACUGAAGCUUCAGCCAGGUCUUACUUCAACUUGGCUGUCUCUGGUCAACUAGGAAAUUGCAUUAUCUCACUCUAAUUAAAUCAGCUCUUCAGCUGGAGUUUUUGUUGGGUUUCCGUCGUGCCUGUCUCCAUCACACCGAUGUGAGUGAUUAAGGCAUCAGCACAUCCCACCCAGUUUUUUUUUUGUCCCUGGAAGAAUCCCGUGCAGGGUUUGCUGGAUGCACUUUGGUUGCAAGUGCUGCUGCUAUGGCCAGAGGUUGGGAUGCACCGACGCUGCCAGUGAAGGGCAGAGAGAGGGGAUGGGGCUGGCACUGCUGUCCCACCCACAUUCCAGCAGGGUUUGCCCGGCCAUGCUGGCCACUGGAAUUGUGGAAUUGUGCAGGGAAUUGUGGCCGGCAGCCCCGCAGGCAGGGUGGGCAGGGCAGCGGGGAGCACAGCCGGGCUGAGCACAGCCGGGCUGGGCAGAGGGACACACGGAGCACGCCGGGUCUGUCUGUCUGUCUGGGCGUUCUCCCAGGUGCUGGAUGACCCCUGUGGAUCAUGUGUCAGGACUGGAAUACCCCGCGGAGCAGGGAGCCUGUCUGCAGGGAUAUUUUUAAACCCCGGGUUAGUUUUAUGGGAUGGGGCUUGUCAUGGCCUCAGUGGGAUCAGGGAUUUUUCCCUCCCAAGCUCAGUUUCCCCAGCUGGGACUGUCAGUGACAGCCCACCCUGCUGCAGGAGAGACCAGGCAGUUUUCCUUUCCCACUCCACCACUGACAGGGCUUUUCCUGGCACUGCAUCCAUCCCAUGCUGCCCUUCCUCCUCCAGCCCCUUCCUGCUCAGGAUUGGGGCUGGAGGGCAAGGCUGGAGUCUCAUGAGGAGGCUGGGGCACAGAAAUUCCCUCCUAUCAGUGUCAGCAGAAGGACAGGCAUGAGAUUAAAUUCACUCCCAGGGCUGCUUUCAAGGUAUUUUUUAACCCCUGACAGCUCCUGUGGAACGUGUUCAGUUGUAGCUGAGCAUCCCCAGCACAAACUGGGUGGGGGUCUCCCUGUUUCUGCAGGGUCCUGGCCAGCAGUGGCUUUAUCCCUCUGAUAUUUGCAGAGUUCCACAGAGCAGCAGCCUUGCACAGAGUGGGAAAAUCCAGGAAGCACUGGGAGGUGAUGGCUACAGCCAAGUGGAAGCAGUGCUGAUGGUUCUCUGCCUGGCCCAUGUCAGGUCCAGGUCCUUCCUGUGCUGAGGACCCCGGAGGUGGAUGCAUUGCUCCAGGUGAGGGCUCACCAGAGCAGAGCAGAAGGGUAGAAUCACCUCCCUUGAUCAGGGAUAAGUUCCAGGAGUGGUAUGAAUCAGAAAUAACUUGAUGUAUAUUAUUAUCCCUUGAAGGAGGAAAAUAUGAACAAAGCCCAGGACCUCAGACACUUGCUUGUCCAAGCACUGCUGCCACCUGGAUGGUCUGUCAGUGAGAUGGGCACAGCCUGGAUGCACAGUUCACUGAGGGAAUUUUGAGAGCUAUGUAUAACAGUGCAAAGAAAACGUAAAAUUUGUGUUAUUAUCUUUGGAAGCCUGAGAACCACCUUUCAUUUAGUACUUAAACUCCCCACUGCAGUUUGGACAAGACCUUUAAAGACACCUGGGUGCCCCAUUCCCAGGAUUGCCUGUGCAGCCACUGACCUCUGUAACUGGACAGUUGUGUAGACAAAUGUCACUGGCACCAAGAGCCAUGGCUGUUCUGCUCCUCAGUGUAAUAUCCAUCUUCAGUUCUCCAUCCACGGGGGAUUUCCAGCCUAUUUGCAUAGGAAUAAUCCUGUUCUGGGAGCCUGGGGGUGCUGUGGAGAGCCCAUUGUGCAGGGGAGGUGCUGGCAGUGCAGGUGACCUGGCUGGGGGGAUGCUGCAGCUGGGCUGUCACCCUGCAGGCAGGAGGAAUGCCAUGGGUGGUGUGUCCCAGAGGUGCUGGAGGCUCAGACCCACACAGCUGCUGUUCCAGGAUGCAGGAUGAUCCUUCAGGCCCGUGAGCUGGAGCUGCAGGGAUGCUCCCAGGGCCAUGGAUGUCUCAGGGGGUCUGCGGGGAGGUGGGAGGUGACAGCGAUGGAACACAGCGUGUGUGGCAGGAGGGACAGCAGGUGUUCCCUGCCCUCCUAGGGGCCUGGCACAGCCUCCCUCCCCUCCGUGCUGCCGGGGCCGGUGGCUGUGCCGCUGUCGGGGGACACAGGCUGCAGCUGUCACCUGCUGUCAGCUCGGGCUGUGCCGCGCUGGGGACACGGCGGGGACACGUGCGCUAUCGAGGCCACGCAGCGCCGGGGCAGGAGGAUGGGAAUUCAAGGAGGAUGGGAAUUCAAGGAGGAUGGGAGUUCAUCAGCGGCUCCUGCCCGGGUGAUCAGGAGGCAGGUGAUGCUUCUGCGGGGUUGCGUUAAAGAGAGACUGCAAUGCCAGCAUCCCAGCCACGGUCCAGGGCCAGAGACAGGAACAAUGUCCUCAACAGGGCUGAGUUCCUCUCCCUGAACCAGCCCUUGAAGGGGAACCAGGAGGGCAGGAGCUCCAGCAGGAAGCAGAGCGGCCAGGCCGGGGCAGCCGGUGCCCAGAACAGCGGCCCCAAGGAGCGGCGGCAGUCGCAGCAGCUGCCCGAGGAGGAUUGCAUGCAGCUCAACCCCUCCUUCAAGGGAAUCGCCUUCAACUCGCUGCUGGCCAUCGAUAUCUGCAUGUCCAAGAGGCUGGGAGUGUGUGCCAGCAGAGCCUCCUCCUGGGGAGGUGCCCGCUCCAUGAUCAACCUCCUGGGGAUAACGGGGCACGGCAUCCCCUGGAUUGCGGGGACGCUCAUCUGCCUGGUGAAGAGCAGCACGCUGGCAGGCCAGGAGGUCCUCAUGAACCUGCUGCUAGCCCUGCUCCUGGACAUCAUGAUUGUGGCAGGUCUGCAGAAGCUGGCCAAGCGGAAGGGCCCCUACGACAUCAACCCUGGCCUGUUGGACUACCUGACCAUGGACACCUACGCCUUUCCCGCCGGGCACGCCAGCAGGGUGGCCAUGCUCUCCAAGUUCUUCCUCAACCACCUGGUGCUGGCCAUCCCUCUCCGCAUCCUGCUGGUGCUCUGGGCCCUCUGCGUGGGCCUCUCCCGCGUCAUGAUCGGGCGGCACCACAUCACCGAUGUCCUCUCGGGCUUUGUGUUCGGCUACUUGCAGUUCAGGCUGGUGGAGUUGAUAUGGAUGUCUUCCAACACGUGUCAGAUGUUGAUAUCCAUCUGGUGAACGUGGAGGACUUGGAAGCUAGAAGAUACUUUGAGAGUCCCCCCCCACCCCAGUAUUUUCUACGUGUUGUUUGUUGGAAGCAGUUGUAACUUCCAUGAGUAGUGGUGUUUUUUAAUGUCGCUUCCCCACCUUAAAAAAAAAAAAAAGUUUCUUGUAAUGGAUUGGGUUUUAGAAAUCAAGGGCCAUACCUGUGUUUUGGCCAUAUUCUCAAGCUGUGUUUGGACAGCAGCCUAAUUAAGCUUUACAGGUGAGAGAAAUGAGCUCCAUGUCUGCCUUCUUUAGGUGGUUCACAUUGGCACCUUGAUAUGUCCUCAGGAUGGGCAGUGCCUGAGAGCUUCCUGAGAACACAUUUGUGAACUUUUUAGAGGAUAAAUUAUUUUGGCCACAGUGCUUUUAUUCUUUUUGUAAGCCCAGCAGUUGUGUCUUGUACAGUCAGGACACUGCUGGUGCUUUACAGAUAAUAAAUAAUCAUAAAAAUCC